This is a messenger RNA of Lagopus leucura (white-tailed ptarmigan), 683 nucleotides long. It is a transcript of the gene CETN2, whose product is annotated as centrin 2. The coding region runs from base 82 to 600 and encodes 172 amino acids. Gene Ontology annotation, molecular function: calcium ion binding. The transcript is spliced from 5 exons. Lineage: Eukaryota; Metazoa; Chordata; Aves; Galliformes; Phasianidae. Gene Ontology annotation, biological process: nucleotide-excision repair; centriole replication; mitotic cell cycle. Gene Ontology annotation, cellular component: centriole; centrosome. The record is from RefSeq and is a predicted model, not a curated record.
GCGGCAUCAGCCAAUGGGGGAAGGUAGUAUUGAGCACCGGCCUGACUGAACUGGAACCGCCCCGAGGCAGCAGCCGCCGGGAUGGCCUCCAGCUUCAAGAAGCCCUCGCUGGGAGCAGCGUCCCAGAGGAAGAAAUCGAGUCCCAAGCCAGAGCUGACUGAAGAGCAGAAGCAGGAGAUCCGGGAGGCCUUCGACCUGUUUGACACAGAUGGCACCGGGAACAUUGAUGUUAAGGAACUGAAGGUGGCCAUGAGAGCACUAGGGUUUGAACCUAAGAAAGAAGAAAUCAAGAAAAUGAUAUCAGAUAUCGAUAAAGAAGGAACAGGAAAAAUCAGUUUCAAUGACUUCUUGGCAGUGAUGACCCAGAAAAUGGCUGAUAAAGAUUCCAAAGAGGAGAUUCUCAAAGCUUUUAAGCUUUUUGAUGAUGAUGAAACUGGCAAAAUCUCUUUCAAAAACCUCAAACGUGUAGCCAAAGAACUGGGUGAAAAUCUUACAGAUGAAGAGCUGCAGGAAAUGAUUGAUGAAGCAGAUAGAGAUGGGGAUGGGGAAGUGAACGAGCAGGAAUUCUUGCGGAUCAUGAAGAAGACCAGCCUUUACUGAAACUGAAUUUUGUUGUAUUUGUUUGCACACGUGUGUGUAUGUCUGGUAGGUGCCUCACUUUUUUCCAGCUUUUUAUUUCUAUA